This is a messenger RNA of Thunnus maccoyii (southern bluefin tuna), 3643 nucleotides long. RefSeq names its product solute carrier family 22 member 15 (gene slc22a15). Gene Ontology annotation, molecular function: transmembrane transporter activity. The record is from RefSeq and is a predicted model, not a curated record. The transcript is spliced from 13 exons. Lineage: Eukaryota; Metazoa; Chordata; Actinopteri; Scombriformes; Scombridae. Gene Ontology annotation, biological process: transmembrane transport. The coding region runs from base 107 to 1618 and encodes 503 amino acids. Gene Ontology annotation, cellular component: membrane.
UUCUGAAAUGGACGCCUGAGUGAAGCGAAGCCGGAAGUGAGCGCGGAUAUCUCUCCCUCCUCUCCGGUGAUGCUAACCUGCAGAGCCGCCUGCCAUCCUACCUGGGAUGGAUGUGGAGGAGGCUUUUCAAGUUGUCGGCGAGUUUGGACCCUACCAAAGGCGGGCGGUAGCUGUCCUUGUCCUGACACAGCUGUACAUGGCUUGUCAGUCCAUGCUGAUUGUUCUGGUUGGAGCUACUCCAGAGUACCGGAUCGAGCAGCAGGAAGGCGUCCCAUCCUCCCAGCAGGAACUCCUCCAACACGUCACCUUUACAGGUGACAUCGACUCCAUAGUGACCGAGUGGUUUCUCAUCAAGCAGCAGGCCUAUAAAGUCAGCUUAGCUGGAUCGCUGUUCUUCGCCGGGCUUCUAGUGGGGAACGUUGUCUUUGGGCCGCUCUCUGACAGGAUCGGCAGGAGACCUGUCUACCUGACAGGUCUGUUUUUUGAAGUGGUCUUCGGUUAUGUGACCGCCUUUGCGCCCAGCUACGAGGUCUUCGCCGUGUCCCGUCUCCUGGUGGGGCUGAUGAACGGCGGCAUCGGCCUCGUCUGCUUCGUCCUCACUCAGGAGUACGUGGGCAAGUCCUACUGGGCCAUGACCGGGACAUUUACCAGUAUGAUGUUUGCGGUCGGCAUCGCUCUGUUUGGAGCUCUGGGCUACUGCAUCCGGCCGUGGAGGAACCUGGCGACCGCAGCCAACUCCUCCGGCGUCCUCUUCUUCCUGCUGUCUGUCACUCUUCCAGAGUCUCCUCGCUGGUUGUAUUCUCAGGGUCGGACAGAGCGAGCCGAAGAGGUUCUGCGCUACAUGGCGCUGAGGAACGGCAACGCUGCCAACAACCUGAUGCUGCAGCGAGUCGCCACCACCCCCGUCACCAAAGCCGGUAACCGUGGCAGCAGGGGAACGGGUGUCCUGCAAUUGGUGAUCCAUCCAGUCCUCCGCCUCAGGACCAUGGUGCUCAUGUAUGUCUGGUAUGCGUGCAGUCUGGUGUAUUAUGGUCUGACUCUGGGAGCCAGUGAGACGUCUGGUAGCCGCUAUAUGAACGUAGCCAUGUACGGCCUGGUGGAGCUGCCCGCCUACCCGCUCUGCAUGUACUUCAUCAGCAAACACUGGGCCGGGAGGAGGAAAAGCAUGGCCAGUUUCUUGUGUCUGGCUGGUUCUGCCUGCCUCUGCACCAUGUUCAUCCCAGAAAACACAGGGACCUUGUUGAGUGUUACGUCGCUGGCACUGCUGGGAAAGCUGAUGGUCAGCGCAGCAUUCAACAUCGCCUACGUCUACACCUCUGAACUCUACCCAACAGUUAUCAGGAACGCUGGUUUGGGAGUUUGUUCCAUGUCGUGCAGAGUUGGAGGAAUUCUUGCACCGUUUGUUCCUUCCAUGCGGGCUCUCCACAGCUCCAUGCCCUUCACGGUGUUCUGUCUGAGCGGUCUGUCUGCAGGCUGUCUGGGCCUCCUGCUGCCUGAAACCCUCAACAGACCUGCAGCAGAAACUCUGGAGGAGCUCAGCAGCCCGACCUACAGCCGAGUGCUGGAGAGCAAGGCUCUUUUGUAUGAGGAUGAGAAAUGGAAAUCAAACCACAAAUGAAGCCAGCCGCCUCGUCUUCAUCACCAGAGCAGCUCAGAGCAGCGAGACAGCCUGAGACACAGACUGUCCACACCUCACUCCUCAUGGGACUGCUGCCUCCAGAUGGUGAACUGUCCCUUUAAUUCACUUGAAGGGCUGGUCACUGUGUUCACUUUAAUGUCUGUGAACUAUGACAUUUCAAACAGGGGUCAGGGGGCGUUAUCGACUGACUCGAGGGUUCCUCCUGUUUAGUUUUACAGAGAAACCAGACAGUCAAUCCCCUGCUUUAUUUAAUAUCCUGAAUGUUGUCAUGGUGUUAGUGCCUUAUUUGGAGGUAGACAGACGACAGACACAAGAAGGAUAUGUGACUUAAUUACAUUCCUGAGAAACUGUAAAGGUGGAAAAUGAGACGGAACAAUCUUUAAUUUUAAAUCUGCUUUCUCAGUUGCAAAACAAGACAGUUUACUCACUUCCAACGUUUCCAAAAUAGAGUUAUCUGUCAUAACAGUGUUGGAGGAUACACACCAGUUAAUAUUCCACAAAAUGCAGCUCGGUUAGAUUUUAAGGGGGAAAUCUGUCCUUCACACAUGCUAAAGCAUCUGGUGCUCUGAGUGUCCAGAGGCAGAUAUAAUGGAGUAUAGCUUUAGCUGUCGUGAUGGGAAUAGGACUUGAUGUUGGAAAAAGAAAAUCUUGGAGCCCUUUUAGACCAAUAGAACAUGUUAAGGUCGGAUUUAACAACCAGCUGGAAUCAUGUGACACCAUGCACCUUAACCAUUACACUCAGGAUGCUGUUUUUAUUUUCUGUGCUGCAGGUUUCAGCAUCAUUACAAAUCAAAGUUUUAGCUUCUUUUUUUUUUAUAUUUGAAAGGGACCAUGUACAGUUUUAAACAUGAACGUUGCCUUUUGAUACACUGUACCAGAGUUAGCUUAUAGCUAGUUUUCAUGUGCAGUCUCUUGUCACAGUUAAAACAUAUUACAGCACAGUACUAGUCAAAAAACAUAAUACAAAGGAUAAAGAAUAAUACAGAAUAAACACAGUAUAAAGACCACAAAAUAAUACAGGAUAGAUAUUGCAAGGUUUCACACAAUAGCACAUCACAUGUAGACACAAUGUCAACUGGAAUGACUGAUGAAUACUUGUCCAAUUAAAAUCAAGAAUAUUUGUGUUCAUAGGAAGACCAGAGGAUGAAAUGUAAAAUCAGUGGUUACAGAGCUGAGUAGAUUUUAGUGUUUUGAAUGUCGAUGGCAGUAAACGGUAAACAUAGUAACGCUGCGUCUGAAAUCUCAUACGAUGCACUACAUCCUCAAUAUGGUUACUAUCGUUCAACAUACUUUAGUGUGAAUAAACAGUAGUCUGUAUCCUUUCAGACACACUGAGCUAUAAUUAUCACGUCACCUCCUGAGAGCCUCCAUGCUGGUUGAAGACACGUAACCAUGCCAACCUCAUCUCUACCGGCUAAACUGAACUAACUUUAAGAAUAUAUUACACCUAGAAAAGUGAAAAACCUUGAACGUACACUUAAAUUGAAGCGUUAUUGACGUUACACCAGAGCUGCCUUGGUCGCUGUCCACCGUUGUUGUUGUCGUUAAUACAGCAUUGCAUUGUGGGAUAUUUACGUUGGCGUAGUGUUCAGUGCUUGCAUACUGUAAUAUUUCCCCAGAAACAUACUACACACAUACUAUUGGUUUUAUACUUUUCAGACAUACCAAAUAAUCUCAUAAACGGUUUUAGUGUGCUAAAUGGCAUGGCAGGAAGUUCAGUCGCCCAUGUCAUAGGAUCUUUUAAGGCAGAAACAGUGAUGUCACAGGAAGUACUGGAUAAUGGUUUUAAUCUCAUAAAGCUGUCUUGUCAAGCUCGUGGACAUCUGGACAAAGUCAAGAAGCUGUGAAAGCUACAGGGACUCAAUUUGGUGUCGAGUGUCUAUUUAACAUUCUAGCUGUGUCUUAUUAACAUUAAAGCGGCUAUAAUGGAUAUUUUUAAUAAUAAUAAUAUUGUCUGAGCUGUCAGUGUGUAAUGUGUUGGUCGUGGCUCAUAGUGAUGAACUU